Messenger RNA from Abrus precatorius (Indian licorice), 2265 nucleotides. RefSeq names its product E3 ubiquitin-protein ligase At3g02290-like. NCBI's taxonomy places the organism in Eukaryota, Viridiplantae, Streptophyta, Magnoliopsida, Fabales, Fabaceae. The transcript has 5 exons. The record is from RefSeq and is a predicted model, not a curated record. Bases 489 to 1169 code for a protein of 226 amino acids. Gene Ontology annotation, molecular function: ubiquitin-protein transferase activity.
ACCGAGGUCGAAGGUAACGAAAAGGAGAGAGAAAGAGAAAGACAAGUGUUUUGCUUCCUUUAAAAUUUUAAUUUAGCAAAUUCAUUCAUUCAUUCUGGCAAAUUUCGCCGAAAAUUCCAAAACCCCUUUUUAGAAAACUCGAUUUCCUAAUUCAACUCUUCUAUAUCUCUCUUCUUUGUUCCUUCAGAAACAAUUGCUCUCUCUCUCCCUCUCUUUAAGGUGAUCAAGAGAAUCAGUGUGUGUUUAUCCAUAUUACAGAUCAUCUGAACAGAAGAGGGAGGGUACUGGUUUGCGGAGGCGGUCGGACUUCUGCGAGCUUAGAAUCCUCUCUCCUUUAUUUAUUUUUCGAAACCAUAGUUAUCGAUUACUGCUGCUGGGGUCUUUGUCUCAGAGAGUUCAUGUAGCAAACUCAAUAUUUUGGUGAUCUAUUGAGUUAAGGAGUGAGAAAAAUUUUAGUUGAAAGGGAGAACGAUAUUGAAGCUUGAACAAUGGGUUCUGUUUGUAGCUGUUUGAAUGCUGGUGAUCUUGAAGAUUACAUGAAUCCAAACAAUCCUGCAUAUAGGAACUGUGUGUGUAUCAGUUGCUUCCUACAGCACUUUUUGAAUGUGUAUACCUCAAUAUUCCAUAGAGGGGAAGUGCAUUCAAUUCCUUCAUCUAUACAGGGUGCAGCAUCUAUGACUUCUACAGCUUCACUUGAUAAUUCUCUAUCUGAUGUGUACCGUUCUCCUCCAAGGCCCUUGCCUUAUGAUGCAGAUCCCCGGUGUUUCCGUUCACAGCGUGAUGGACUAGUUUCAAGACGUGAGAAGGGUUCAAGUCAUUUGAAUGAGGAGUCAGAACCUCUAAGAGGUGAUGUAGAUGCUGACUCAGAAUCUAUAAAUUCGGGUGGUAAAUGGAAUGAUAUUUCUGAAGAUGGAUCAAAGGAAUACCGUUCUAAGUCCUCUGUGCGACUUUCAUCGGCAAAACUUACGACUGGAGCUGCGCUUGUUGAUUCAUCAUCAGAAGAGGAGGAUGUCUGUCCAACUUGUCUUGAAGAAUACACUGAAGAGAAUCCAAAGAUAUUGACAAAAUGCUCUCAUCAUUUCCAUCUUGGUUGCAUUUAUGAGUGGAUGGAAAGAAGUGACAACUGUCCUGUUUGUGGGAAGGUGAUGGUAUUCGAUGAAACGACUUAAUCAAAAAGGUUCACGUCGUAGAUGAUGCCAACAACGAAGAAAGGAAAGAAAAUUCAAGUAUAUAUUGUGAAUAUUUCAGAUUAAGCUCUUAUCAUGUAUAGUAAAUAUUUAAGUUUUAUUCACCAUCAUUGUUUGCUCAAUCUCAUCCAAGUUGGUUUUAUAUUUAUACUUUUAUCUCUUUUCUAAGCUUCCAAGGUUAAACGAAAAUGCCAUUUUAGAUGGAAACUUUGUCAAUGUUUUAACAGUUUGCCUUGUUAUCGAAGAAUUUCCCCUCUUUUUAUUUUUUUUUGGUUUGUUUUUGUCGUUUGUUAUGAGUUUGGAAGUUGGAACCGUUUCUUUUUGCCCCUUAACAAAUGACGAGAGGGAGGGAUAAAGAUGUUUUUUUCCCAAUCGAUUUGCAUGGAAUUAAUGGGAACAAAUGUUGAACUAAUGCAAUUAGUACAUUGCUAAUUUUUAAAAUCAAGUAAAGUAAAUAUGAAAAUAAAAAUGCAUGUAAACAUAUUCUCUUAAACUAGUAAAUUUAAACUGAUCAACUUAUAGGCUUAUACAUUCAGUUUAAUCCAUCUUAACACAAGGGAUUUUAUAACAUUUUUGUCGCCAUAACAGGCAGAGGGGUUGCAUAAUUUUCUCAGAUUUGUAUGCAUACUGCAAUAGUCAAAAGCAAUUGAAGGUAAACUUGAGUUUAAAUGUAUUUAAUUUUGUAAAAUUUAUUUUGUUUUAAAAUGAAUUUAAGGUAAGGUGAUUUGAUAUAUGUUUGAUUUUUUUAAUCACACACUAAUUCAUUGUUAAUAAAAGCAUCGUCCAAAAAAAGCCAUGUCCCGCUACUCGUAUUUUUUUCUUUCCUUAGGUACUUCAACGUCAUUGGACAACAGAAUGAACCUAGCCAAAACUAAAGUGUCAAAUGUACCUUGAUUUCCUAUUUUGUUUUCAGAAAAAUUGAUAAUCAAAAUGCGGCAGAAAGAUUAUGUAGCUUAAAAGCUAUUUUUAUAUUGAAUUUAACAAAAACCAAACAAUUGAAUAAUUGUUGGUUGUAGGCUUGUUAGGAAGACUGCAAUGUCAAUUAAAUAGGCGAAGUCAUUCGAUUUAUUAUUGCUGC